GCGUCAGAACGAGUGUUGCAAGAUCUUGUCGAAGUUGACCAUUCCUCACUCUUUUCCACGUUUUUGUGUUGCGGUGUAGAAGACGUUUCGUGUCCUCGAGACUUAAAAAUGCGUUACGUCGCCGCUUACCUCCUGGCCUCCAUGGGCGGAAACAAAGACCCCUCCGCCGCCGACAUCGAGAAGAUCCUCGGCAGCGUCGGAAUAGAAUCCGACAGCGAGCGACUCAACAAGGUGAUCAGCGAACUGAAGGGAAAGACCGUCGACGAAGUUAUCGCGAAGGGCAAGGAAAAGCUGGCUACAAUGCCCUCUGGUGGUGGUGCGGCUGCUGCUGCAGCGCCCGCUCCUGCGGCCGCUGGCGGUGGUGGUGCAGCAGCUCCAAAGGAAGCAGCCAAGAAAGAGGAAAAGAAGGAAGAGUCUGAGGAGGAUGAUGACAUGGGUUUUGGCCUGUUCGAUUAAUGCCGCAACAUUAAAACGUGCCAUUUUCAUUGUAAAUGAAACUCAUGGUUGCUCUCCCGUA
Messenger RNA from Dermacentor andersoni, 517 nucleotides. It is a transcript of the gene RpLP2, whose product is annotated as ribosomal protein LP2. Gene Ontology annotation, biological process: cytoplasmic translational elongation; translation. Gene Ontology annotation, molecular function: structural constituent of ribosome. Gene Ontology annotation, cellular component: cytosolic large ribosomal subunit; ribosome. NCBI's taxonomy places the organism in Eukaryota, Metazoa, Arthropoda, Arachnida, Ixodida, Ixodidae. The record is from RefSeq and is a predicted model, not a curated record.